GUCCGGCAUGCAGAAGAUGCCGCGCAUGGCAGCGAAGAAGAGGCGGAUUUGUGGUCCCGGCUGCUUGGUGUUUCCCUGGCGCUCUCGCUUCCCCUCUUGGAUUUGCUGCUGGGCUCUAAUCUGCUGUCAGGCGGCGCGGACUGGGGAUGCUGUUGAGACUUCCUCCAGCGUGCAGCUGCCUCAGUGUCAGGAGACAGAUUACCACUAUGAAUACACAGAAUGCGAUAGCAGUGGAUCCAGGUGGAGGGUGGCUGUCCCAAAUCCGUCGGCGGAGUGCUCUGGGUUACCUGACCCUAUGAAAGGAAAAGAAUGCACUUUUUCAUGUGCUUCUGGUGAAUACCUAGAAAUGAAGAAUCAAAUGUGCAGUAAAUGUGCCGCUGGGACGUAUUCCUUGGGCACUGGGAUCAAGUUUGAUGAAUGGGAUGACCUGCCAGCAGGAUUCUCCAAUGUGGCAACUUUCAUGGACACGGCUGUCGAAUCAGCUGAGAAUAAAGCCGAUAGCUGUGACAACUCUUCGUGGACUCCUCAUGGGAAUUACAUAGAGUCCAACAGAGAUGACUGCACUGUUUCUCUAAUCUAUGCUGUGCAUCUGAAGAAAUCUGGUUCUGUCUUCUUUGAAUACCAAUAUAUUGACAAUAACAUCUUCUUUGAGUUUUUUAUUCAAAAUGAUCAGUGCAAAGAGAUGGACUCCACGGCCGACAAAUGGGUGAAAUUAACAGACAACGGCGAAUGGGACUCUCAUUUUGUAGCUUUGAAACCAGGGGCUAAUAUAUUAUAUUGGAGAACAACGGGGAUUCUUAUGGGUUCUAAAGUGGUGAAACCUGUUCUGGUGAAAAACAUCACAAUUGAAGGAGUUGCAUAUACAUCUGAAUGCUUUCCAUGCAAACCUGGUACAUUCAGUGAUAAGCCAGGGUCUUCCAAUUGCCAGGUGUGUCCCAGAAAUACCUACUCAGAGAAAGGAGCUAAGGAAUGUACCAACUGUAGCGAAGAAACACAUUAUGCAGAUGAAGGAUCCAGCCAAUGUACAGAGCGUCCUCCUUGUACGAACAAAGACUUUUUCCAGAUCCAUACACUGUGUGAUAAGGAAGGAAAGACUCAGAUAAUGUACAAAUGGAUAGAGCCUAAAAUCUGCAGGGAGGAUCUUCCUGAAGCGUUGAAACUGCCUCCUUCUGGAGAGAAGAAGGAUUGUCCGCCAUGCAACCCUGGGUUUUACAACAAUGGAUCAUCUUCCUGCGCUCCUUGCCCUCAGGGCAUGAUUUCGGAUGGAACAAAGGAAUGCAAGGCCUGCCCUGCUGGGACUGAACCAGCUCUCGGGCUUGAAUAUAAAUGGUGGAACGUUCUGCCAGUCAAUAUGAAGACUUCUUGUUUUAAUGUUGGCAAUUCAAAGUGUGAUGGAAUGAAUGGCUGGGAGGUGGCUGGUGAUCACAUCCAGAGUGGGGCAGGGGGCUCUGACAAUGAUUAUCUUAUCCUGAACCUGCAUAUCCCAGGAUUUAAACCUCCAACGUCGGUGACAGGAGCAACCGGGUCAGAACUAGGACGAAUUAGUUUUAUUUUUGAGACCAUCUGUUCUGCAGAUUGCGUGAUGUACUUUAUGGUGGAUGUUAAUAGAAAAAACACGAAUGUGGUGGAAUCCUGGGGCAAGACGAAGGAGAAACAAUCUUACACUCACAUUAUCUCCAAAAAUGCUUCCUUCACAUUCACAUGGGCCUUCCAGAGGACAAACCGGGGCCAAGAUAGCAGGCCAUUCAUACACGACGUGGCAAAGAUCUACUCGAUAACAGUGACCAAUGUGUUGGAUGGAGUUGCCUCGUCUUGCCGGGCCUGCGCACUGGGGUCUGAACAGUCUGGGUCAUCCUGCGUCCCCUGUCCUGCUGGACACUACAUUGAGAAGGAAACCAACCAAUGCAAGGAGUGCCCAGCCAACACAUAUCUGUCCAUACAUCAGGUGUACGGCAAAGAGUCUUGUAUCCCAUGUGGGCCUGGCAGUAAAAGCAACAAGGACCAUUCCACCUGCUUCAGUGACUGCACGUUCUCUUACCUCAGGGACAACCAGAGUCUGAAUUAUGACUUUACCAACCUCAGUGGGGUGGGGUCAUUAAUGAAUGGACCCAGCUUUACAUCCAAAGGGACAAAGUUCUUUCAUUUCUUUAACAUCAGCCUGUGUGGGAAUGAGGGAAAGAAGAUGGCGAUUUGCACAGACAAUAUAACAGAUGUCACGGUAAAGGACAUGGUAGCUGAAUCAGAAGACUCUUCAAGCUUGGUGGGAACUUUUGUAUGCCAGUCUACGAUCAUCCCAUCAGACAGUAAGGGGUUCAGAACAGCACUGGCUCUGCAGUCCAACAGCCUUGCUGAUACAUUCUUAGGAGCUACGGUUGAAACCACUCUGGGAAAUAUUAACAUUGAAACAGAAAUGUUUCCAUCUUCCCAAAGGACAAUACCUGAUGUGAAUUUCUUUUUCAAGUCUUCUACACUUACAACCCCCUGUGAAAACGGACGUGCAACUGUUGUGGUGGUGAGGUGUAAUCCCACCAAACCAGGCCAAGGCGAUAUUUCAGUCCCCAGCACAUGCCCUGUUGGCACCUGUGAUGGAUGCACCUUCUACUUCAUGUGGGAAAGUGCAGAAGCCUGCCCUUUAUGCACAGAGCAUGACUACCAUGAGAUUGAGGGAGCUUGUAAAAAGGGAUUUCAGGAAACCUUAUAUGUCUGGAAUGAGCCAAAGCAAUGCAUGAAGGGGAUUGCCUUGCCUGAGAAACAGGUCAGCACCUGUGAAACCAUGGACUUCUGGUUAAAAGUUGGAGCAGGUGUUGGUGCAUUCACAGCUGUGCUGCUCAUAGCCUUAACCUGCUACUUCUGGAAGAAAAAUCAGAAGUUGGAGUAUAAAUAUUCCAAAUUAGUGAUGACAGCUAACUCGAAAGAGUGUGAGCUUCCAGCUGCUGACAGCUGUGCUAUAAUGGAAGGAGAAGAUAACGAAGAGGAAAUAGUAUAUUCAAAUAAACAGUCAUUGCUGGGAAAGCUGAAGUCAUUGGCAACAAAGGAAAAACAAGAUCGUUUUGAAUCUGUUCAGCUGAAAUCUUCAAGAUCACAAAAUAUAUGAGGAUUAAAUACUACCUUCAAAGAAAAAAAUCUGAUUUCUAUUUUUACAGGACCACAUUUUAAACAUAUUCCUGCAGACAGCAGAGUAAUGGUUGCAGUGAGAAAUGCUGAGCCAUAUAAGAAAAAAGAGGGUGGAAAUCAAAACAAAAGAUUGGAUUGCCUUAUUCUAUGGUCAAGUACCUUGCCAAAAACAAGAAGCAGACUGCUUGGAUUCCAAACUAGGAAUGAAACUUAACUCAGGAAGAGAUAUACAUACUGCAACUGACAUGAGUUUUGUAUUCACCUGUGCAUUGCUCAGGCAUGCUGUGUGAUUUAUUGGUACCUUUCAAUGCAUAAUCACUUUGUCCAUAUGCAUCGUAAGAACUGAUUUUUCUGAGAGAUUCGAAACUUUCUGCAAAGGUUCUGUACUGUCCUUUUUGUAGCCUAACUUCAAGUCUCUCUUAAAAUCAAAAUGGGGAAUGGCACUUGAAACAGAACCAUGGAUGACUUUUGAUCCUUGGAUAAAAUAAUGCUUUUGGGCUAAGGGCAGGAUGUCCUGCAACAGCCUUCAGUCUGGCAGGGCCAAUUUUGCACCCACGGAUCAAACCCAUGUAGAUGCCAAUAUGAUGACCAUCUGGGUUGGCUUGAACAUGGCACUCCUGAAUCUGAGGCUAUAUCUAUACCUACAGCUAAGGGUGUGAUUCCCAGCUUGUAUAGACAUUUUCACAUCUGCUGUCAUCAAUCUAGCACGCUAAGAAUAGUAGUGUAGCCAUGGUAGCACAGGCAGCGGCCGCACGGACAAGCUGUGCCGAGUAUGUACCCACAGGGUUCAGGUGGAUUUGUACUCAGGGUGGCUAGCCCAUGGCACCGCUUGGCACCGCCUGUGCUACUGUGGCUACACUACUGAAUUUAGUGUGCUAUUUUGAGAGCUAGAGCAAGUAUGGCUACGCAAGCUGAGAGUCACACCCCCAGCUCCAAGUGUAGCCAUCCCCUAAAUGUGUGCGCUGCCACUGCCUGAGUUGAAAGAUCACAUCUGUCCGUUUAGAAGCAGCACUCAGAAAUCUUUUUACGUGGUCUAGACACUAGGGGGGACCAAAGAUCCAUAAUGUGAAUUAUGCAUUCUCCCUGCCUGGGGAAGCUUGUCCUGAGAAUCGGAGGUUGACAGCAGUUCAGUACCCGGUAUGAGCUGUCAUUUGUGUGUCAACCCUCUGGGAUGAGCAUCUGUAGGGAUUGAAUCCUGGACCCUUUGGGAGCGAGGGGAACCACAGACUUCUAGCGUGUAAGCUAACCGAGCCAAUUUGCAGUCGAGAGGCAGUAUCAGACUCUUUAGCCUGUAUGUGGUCUAAAAAGGGACAAGGACCCCGCUGCAGGUAUUAAUGUUGGUUACACCAUCAUGUAUCUUAGCAUACAAAUGGGUUCUACUGUCGAUGCAAGUUAUUGUACAUUUAACUGUGGGCACAAAAAGGUGCUUUGAAUAUUGAAGGCUGGCCUGAGAUCCUGUAAAUCUGACUUAUCCACCACAUUUAAAGUAUGUGAUCUUCCUAAUAUCCAGUCUAUGAAAAACUGUAAUUUCCUGAAAUUCCAGUGCAAGUUAAACUGAAAAUAAUCUACUAAAAUGUGGGUAUAAAAUCGUUGAUGAAAAUUAUGAAGGAAAGAGUUGCGUAAAGCUAGGAAGAAAUGAGGCUCCAAUCUUGUCCCUCUAAUCAGACCUGUAUCUGCGUCAGAAUAAAAUGUCUGAAUUGUGAAAUGCAUAUAAAACUUUGGAAAAGACACAGGCAAAAAUGGUGUUCUUACUAUAAAGAAUAUAUAGAUUUGGGCUUUUGUAUGACUCAGUUGCAUCAACCAGUCUGAGAAGAGUCCACUUCUAAAUUAAAUUGAAUCUAAGAUGAAAACUGAAUAUUUUAUUACACUAUGAGAUGUGAAGGAGAUUUUAUGAAGAUUAGAGCUGCUUUUUCUUGUUUAGGGAAAUUUAUUUCAAUUAUUUUAUAUAUCCAGUUGCAGAAAUUGAGAUCUGUUCUUCUGUGUGAAGGUACUUUGGGCAUCUCAUCAGAGGUUGUGUACAUUUCUUUUUGUUCUUGAAACAGCAUUUCAUUUUCCAGAAAGAAGGGAUUUUUGUGAGGUAUUGAACCAUUUUUCAAUGUUUUUGAAUGUAUAUUACAUACAAGUUUGGGUUUUUUUUGUAUAUUUUGUACUGUUGCACAUUUAUUAUCUUACAUUGUAUUUGUCAUCAUCCUAUUGUUUACACGCAAUCAGCAAUGGUGACAUGCUCCCUUAGCAAAUGCCAAUUGGGAUUUUGAGAUUUCAGUUCUUUGCUGAUCUUUUAUGAAGAGGAUUUUUUUUUGUCAUUGAAUUUUAUUCAGAUAGUGUGUUUUAGUGUCAAAGGUUUUCAGCUGGUCAGCAUUUGUACAGUGAAGUGAAAAUAUAUUUGAACUGCGAAUUUGCGAUCUUUGGAAGAACUGCAGCCUGCGCUAAAUUUGGCAGUGUUCUUCUGUGAUGGGUGGAGCCAUGGAACGUCCCACCUUGCACAGAAUUACGUCUGUCACCACUGUUUUCAUCUAUUACUCUUACCUGCACCCGUUUCCCAAGCCAUAGAGAUAUAAUUGGGAUUCAUUUCCAGGAACAUCUUUUCUUCUGCCACUAGAGUCAUAUCCCUGACAUGUUAAAAUGCCUUAAAUUUUAACAAACUACCUUUCAGUUUUAUUAAUACAAAGGAGGGGUUUUGUAUGUUUUGUUAUUCCCCCCCCAUGACUUUUUCAAAUUUAGAUAUAAAAUAGCAUUUUUUGUCAGCUCCUGCAGCCUUUGCUAUAUGACACUUCUUAUAUGGGGUUCCAAAUGAUCUGUCACAUUAAUAUAAGAAAUUCUUCUGGGCACCCUGAAGGUACACCUGGCUGAGCACUAUGAGAAGCAGAAACCAACUAAGCCUAUAGAAUUGAUUUAAGGCUAGCGUAAAGUAUUGUAAUGGAAUUUUCCAGCCAUAAAUAAGUUUGUUCUGAUACUUUUGAGCUGAGUUUUGGCUGUUUCUCUUUUUCUUUCCCUAAAGAUAGACAAAAAGGCUGUUUUCAUGUUCCCAUAAAAGGCACAGUUUUGAAGUCUUGAAACACUUCAUUAAGCAAACUGUUGCCUGUGACAUCUAGUAUUCUGCCAAAAUGUACUCACAGCAACCAUCUCAUCAGCAAUGUUAUGUACGAAUUUGUUAUUUAAGGCCAUAAUCAAAUGCAAAGCGCUAUGUUAUGUGUUCAGUUGAUUAAA
Mauremys mutica (yellowpond turtle) is the source of this 6321-nucleotide messenger RNA. RefSeq names its product endosome/lysosome-associated apoptosis and autophagy regulator family member 2-like. The transcript is spliced from 22 exons. The record is from RefSeq and is a predicted model, not a curated record. Lineage: Eukaryota; Metazoa; Chordata; Testudines; Geoemydidae. Gene Ontology annotation, biological process: positive regulation of BMP signaling pathway. Bases 8 to 3094 code for a protein of 1028 amino acids.